Molecule: messenger RNA, 4368 nt
Organism: Salarias fasciatus (jewelled blenny)
Lineage: Eukaryota; Metazoa; Chordata; Actinopteri; Blenniiformes; Blenniidae
Gene: mpp7a
Product: MAGUK p55 scaffold protein 7a
Exons: 17
Coding region: 330-2063 (577 amino acids)
Molecular function (GO): protein binding
Source: RefSeq, a predicted model, not a curated record
GGAGCUCCGAGUCGGUCAGGAUCCGGCCAGGCAGCGCGGGGAUCCGUGGAGGGAUAGAAACACGAACAGAAGCGCGAAGCGUCAAAGAAAAGUGUAGGAUUAAAGCCAAAAGGAAGGAUUUUCUAUCAGAGGAGGAGUGGAGUAGGCGCUCUCUGACCAGAGAAGGAACCUUCAAGUCCGACGCCCCAUGCAAACGCUCCAUGGCUUAAGCCCCGCCCUCUCACUGCGCCGGGCCCUGAGGACCGCCUGCCGGGGGAGCUCGCCGCCCCGACGCCCCGCCGCCAUUUUGCACAGCCGGAGAGGGAAAGGGGAAGCCGCCGGCGGGAGACAUGCCCGCUCUGGCCACCGGAGCCGGCCACGAGCCAGCAGGCCUGUACGAGCUGCUGGCGGCGCUGCCGUCCCAGCUGCAGCCCCACGCCAGCCGUCCCGAGGACAGCGCCUUCCUGCAGGACAUGUUCGGGGAGAGAAGCCUCCAGUCGCUCGUCAAGAUCCACGAGCGGCUGCAGCGCUAUGAGGAGAGCAAGCCCCUCCCCGCCCUGGACGCCGCCGCCGCCCUGGCCCAGCAGCUGUCCGACGAGCUGGAAGCCAAACCAGCCACCGCAGAAACCCAGGAGCUGCUGAAGCUGCUGCAAAAGCCCCAUGUGAAGACCCUUCUGUCCGUCCACGACACCGUCGCCCUGAAGAGCUACGACCCGGAGCUGCCGCUGCUGCCCGAGGACCUGGACGACGACGAGGACUCGGUCAAGAUCAUCAGGCUCGUCAAAAACAAGGAGCCUCUGGGAGCAACAAUACGGCGAGAUGAACACUCCGGAGCCAUCCUGGUCGCCCGGAUCAUGAGAGGAGGGGCGGCCGACAGGAGCGGGCUGAUCCACGUUGGGGAUGAACUGAAGGAGGUGAACGGGAUCCCUGUGGACGACAAGAAACCCGAGGAAAUCAUCCAGAUCCUGGCCCAGUCUCAAGGAGCCAUCACCUUUAAAGUGGUCCCUGGCGUUAAAGAGGAGGCGCCCAUCAAGGAGCCCAAGGUUUUCAUGAAAGCUCUCUUUGACUACGACCCGAAAGAGGACAAAGCCAUCCCGUGUAAGGAGGCCGGCCUGGCCUUCAAGAAGGGCUCCAUCCUGCAGAUCAUGAGCCAGGAUGAUGCCACCUGGUGGCAGGCCAAGCACGAGGGCGACGCCAACCCCCGUGCCGGCCUGGUCCCGUCCAAACAGUUCCAGGAGAGGAGGCUGGCACUGAGGCGACCGGUCACCACGCUGCUGCCCCAGCGGACCUCCAGCAGACGCUCCUCCGGCUUCAGGAGGAGCUUCCGUCUGAGCCGGAGAGACAGGAAGACCAACAAGUCCAUGUACGAGAGCAAGAAGAGCGAGAUGUACGACACGGCCGACGUGCCCACGUACGAGGAGGUGACCGCCUACCGCCGGCCCAGCGGAGCCAAGCACCGCCUGGUGGUGCUCGUAGGACCCACGGGCGUCGGCAUGAACGAGCUGAAGAGGAAGCUGUUGGUCUCUGACCCCCAUCACUUCAGCGUGACCAUCCCACACACCAGCCGGGCCAAGAAGAGCCAGGAGACGGACGGCGUGGAGUACCACUUCAUCUCCAAGCACCUCUUCGAGACCGACAUCCACAACAACAAGUUCAUCGAGUAUGGCGAGUACAAGGGGAACUACUACGGGACGAGCCUGGACUCGGUCCGCUCCGUCCUCUCGAAGAGUAAAGUGUGCUUGCUGGACGUCCAGCCUCACACGAUCAAACACCUGCGGACGGCGGAGUUCAAGCCUCUGGUGGUGUUCGUGAAGCCGCCGCCGCUGGAGAGGCUGAGGGAGACCAGGAAGACCGCCAAGGUCAUAUCGGGCAAGGACGACAAGGGCACGGCCAAGCCGUUCACGGACGAGGACUUUGAGGAGAUGGUGCAGACGGCGCAGACCAUGGAGGCUCAGUACGGCCACCUCUUUGAGAAGGUCAUCGUCAACGACGACCUGUCGGCGGCGUUCGACGAGCUGCGGUCGGCGCUGAAGAGCGUGGAGACGGAGACUCACUGGGUUCCCGUCAGCUGGACUCACUCCUGAGACUGUAGAGGAGACAAAGGGAAGCGAUUCUAGAGCAAUGUGCAGGUUUUAUCUUCUGUUUCUACGUGUGUGUGUGUGUGUGUGUGUGUGUGUCUGCAUCGACUGGUGUUGGGAGGAAUUGAACAAGACGGCGCCAGACUGCCAGCGUCGCCAUGCCUGAGCCGGGCCGGCCUAAAGUCGGGUGUCUGGAUCCAGCAGGAUUUAGAGCUCAGCCUGGACGUGGAUCCGCUGAGGGAUUCUGUCCAGAACUCGAGUCUUGGACAUCGAUCGAGUCUCUGUCCUGGUCCAGAACCAGGGCCGGGACGAGCACGGCAGCAGCAGUGAUCCGGCGAGCAGGACUCUCCUCUUCAGUGUGUUCAUUACGUCAGAGCGUUAGGAGCCAAAAGGGAUGGAAGCGUUGGUUCUCGGUGGACCGCCUUCGUUUGUGUGUCGGUCAAAGAGCCUCGAGGGGAAGAAACCUUUUCUGUGCUUCUAGAAUUCUUCCACGACUGUUAAACCUCUGUCAGGUACACUCCCCACAACGGGCAAUAGGUGAAACUUUAUUUAAAAGAAAUUAAUAUAUUUUGUAAAACCUUCCAGUAGCUGCUGGAAGACCUUUUAAUAUGCAGGUUUUGAUUCUGAGAGCAACCCCAGGUGAAGUGAGACACCUGAGACGGGUCGGGUUUCACUCCGCUGUUUGGGUUUCGUCUCGGCGGUCUCCUUCUCCCCCUACAAAGCUCCGGCGCAGUCGUUUUCUUUAGGUGUUGUAUGCUCCAUUCAGGAGCGCUGCUUGAAAAGCCACCCUUCAUGUGAAGGUGCCCAGCAUAACAGCUCCGCCAUUAAAAGUCCCACAACUGGACACACUUGGCCGCCUGCGAGAAGAAAAUGUUCACAAUGGUGUUUUAUUAGGGUGGAGUCUAUAUUUUUAUUCACAUAAAAUUGGCUAAUAGUGGCUUGGUAGCAGACUUCCAGGAUUUCUAACCCGAGCAGGCGCUCCUGACUUUAUGAGCAUUAGGAGUUUAUUGCUAAUUUCAGUUCCCCAUUCCCAGCUCGAACUCAUUUCUACUCUGAAUAUUUCUUUUUUGCCAUAAACCGCUUGAAUUUUAAUUUGCCUGACAUCAGUUUUCAGAGUGAUUAACACGGUUACAUCCCCAUCCAGGUUUGGCUCCCUCGCCGACGCUUUUUAUAAGAAAAAAAAAAACUUUUAAUCCCUUUAAUAUAUGGACUUAGAGCCAUGAGGAGACACGUUUAGCCUCGCGUGGAGACUGGAAACAAGCUAGCCGGACUCUGUUAGCGCUUCUGAAGCUGAGGUUUUAUGGACUUAAGCUUCAUUCCAGCUUGUAAAAAGAUAGCCGAGAGUUGGCAAGAGUCUAGCAACACAAUAUUUAAUACAAUACUCCAGUGUAUUUUCCUGAAAUGCCACCAUGAACUUGACUGAUAGGGUGAAUAUGUAAAGCACGUCCAAAGUUAGCAUAGCUUCAAAGAUAGCAUUGGUUCUCUGGUGAAAAGGCCCAUCGGGUGUUUUGAUUGUUGUCUGUCGCUACUGAAUAUAUUGAGGUUUAAUUUACUUUGAUUGGAGGAGAUCGUUCUUACAAGCUCUUGUUUUUUUGCCCAAAAAGCUGCUGAAAGUCUUCCUGUCAUUUAAUUAGAUAGUUUGAGUUAGAAGGUAAGAUCUUCAUGUUGUGGCCGCCGUCUGGCUACAUGCUAGCAAACACCUUCAGGAGGAUGAUGAGAGUGAAAUGACUGGCUGGAGGAGCUUCUUUAGCCUCUUUCAUCACCUCAUCAGAAGCCUGGAGAACGCUAACUUCCUGUUAACUGAAGAUGAGUUCGGCUCUGUCUCCGCCUGCCUCCAGUCUAUUUGAGAAGCCAGUCGCACCGUCUUCUCAGCUGCAGGGUUCAAACCUACAAAUAAAACUCUAAUCAGCGUCUGCAGGACAGUAAACCUCCUCUGACUCUCGACUGAGCGUUUCAUGUCGAGUUCCUCCAAACUGUCUUCAUGUGAAAUGAUUGGUCUUUUUCUUUGUGUUGUAAUAUUAACGUACUAAAUAGGGAUCCAUGUUUAAAAAGGGUACUUUGAGGACUUCUGCUGUUGAGUGAUGUUAGUUUGCACCAGUGAAAGGGACUUCACAGCCCUCAGUCUUCAUUUUAACCGCAGUGAUGAUUAAAUGAGGUUCAUUUCCUGUCUCCUCCACACGCUUCCUGUUGGUUUGGUCAGAUUUGUACAGUAUUUGGAAAACGUGUCUAGUUUCUUGCUGUAAAUGAUAUACUGUUGUAUGAAUUGACAUUAUUCUUGAUAACUGCUGCAUUUUAUAUUAAAGAAAAUCCA